Messenger RNA from Suillus subaureus, 603 nucleotides. RefSeq lists its product as uncharacterized. The record is from RefSeq and is a predicted model, not a curated record. The coding region runs from base 1 to 603 and encodes 200 amino acids. The transcript is spliced from 4 exons. NCBI's taxonomy places the organism in Eukaryota, Fungi, Basidiomycota, Agaricomycetes, Boletales, Suillaceae.
AUGAGUUUCUACCAAAAGCUACGCCAUUUUACCAAUAAUGCCUUUCCUCAUAAAAUAUCAGUGAGCAAUCAAUUUAUUAUUGUACCCCUGGCUUACAUUUGGUUAGUUCUGCAAAGAUAUGUUGUGGGUGGAAAUUUUACAGCACAACAUAUGAAUAUGAAGACUCCAGAAGAUGAUGUUUCACUAGCAGAUGAAAAUGGAUACAUGGUAACAGAGGGACCUUAUCAAACUCACAUAACAGAAUUGAUUGAAGAGAAAGAAGCAAGUUUUAAAUUGUCUUGCAAUAAUCACUGUGCUGUGAAUGCAGCCAAUGUCCAGAGAAGUAACCUAAGAGUCACAGGGGUUGGGGCAACAGCAUGUGCUAGGCAUGGAUGUUUUGUUCCCCAUGCAGUGGUGGACUUCCAAAAGGGAGAGUGGCAAAUGAAUAUGGACUAUUCCAUUUGCAAUGCUUUGAAAUAUCCAUCAGAAGAUAUUGGCAGUGCACUCAUAAUCUAUGAUGUUGCAUGCCAGUGGAGUAUCCACUUCUGUCAUAUGCCAUUCUGGACUCUCAACUCUAAAUCCACUUCUCUAGAUAUCCAGAUCCAAGAUCCAGAUCUCCAAUGA